Messenger RNA from Sesamum indicum (sesame), 7570 nucleotides. RefSeq names its product thyroid adenoma-associated-like protein. Gene Ontology annotation, cellular component: cytosol. NCBI's taxonomy places the organism in Eukaryota, Viridiplantae, Streptophyta, Magnoliopsida, Lamiales, Pedaliaceae. The record is from RefSeq and is a predicted model, not a curated record. Gene Ontology annotation, biological process: tRNA methylation.
GUCUGAUUGUACUCUCCCUUUCUCAACCGUUGGCAGAGGGGGCAUAUUGUCAAUUCGCCAUUGUCUUCAAACCAGAACGACUCAUCAACCAAUUGUUUAUUAAGCCCUAAACUCCCCAGGUAUUUUUCCAGAGCGCAUACAGUGAAAACCCCAAACGCCGUCCACCGGCCGCCGCCGACCCUAAACCUUCAUAUUUCUGCGGCCCCUUAAAUCAUGUCGGCUAAGUGGCGUGCCAUACAGCACCGCCAUCGUUACACUUACAGUGCCGUCGUAUUCCCGCCACAUUUCGUUCAGGCAUUGAACCAAGCACCUUAUGACGCCCCCUUUUUUGCUGAAUUAAGGCAUCUUGUUUCACUCAACUCCACUUAUGCCCAACUCGAACAUGUUAAAAGACUCGCCGCAGCGUUUUCUAAUCUGCUCGCCGACCCUAGCUCCGAGGAAAAGACAGUUUCUUGUCCAGUGAAGUUGUACUUAGAAAUCCUUUUCCUGGAGAACUCCUUGCCUUUACAUAGGACGUUAGCUUCUGUAUUGGCCAAGUGCAAGAACUUUCGGACUCUGAUUGAGGGUUGUUUCCGGCUGCUCUGCGAGGAGUAUGGUGGUGCGGAGAAUGUGAUAAAUGGGAAAAGAUUCUGCGUUUCUCGGGCAGCACUUUCUAUGAUGAGCACGCCUAAGUUAGGGUACUUGGUUCAAGUCGUAGAACAAUGUGCGAACUUGGUUGCUUUGGAUGUGGUUUCUGGGUUGCAUACUGUUGUUAAUGAGACAAAUGAAUCUUCAAGGCCUUCUCCAAUUGUUAUGGAACAAUGCCAGGAGGCACUUUCAUGUAUGUACUACCUGCUUCAACGUUUCCCACAAAAGUUUUACAAUGUAGGUGGUGAACGUUAUGAAAUGAGUUUGAACGACUGCAGUGUCCUGGAGAUGGCUUUUGUGAACGUUUUGAGCAUUUUGAAGUCACAUGCGUUUUCAAGGGACUGUUUAGUGGCAGCUGGCGUGGGUUUUUUCGCAGCCCUGCAGGUUUGUUUGAGUCCUGGUGAACUUGGUUUGUUUAUCAUCCGAGGUAUUUUUCAACAGACUGACAUUUGGGACUGCAAGAUUGACCUUGAUGCUGUGCUUGGGAAAAUUCCAUAUAAUGGUGACCUGGUUGGCGAAAUUCAUAAUUUUCCAGCACUCAGUAGACUUUGCUUGAUCAGGGGGAUUCUGACGGCAGUUUCUAGAACUGUUCUCGACACUCAUUAUGUUGUCUCAAGUGAUGGUCUGGGUGGUGUUACGGCUUCUAGUGGUGGUGGAUAUUCAGUCAAGACGAUACUGUAUGAUGCUAUAUUGCCUGAGUUGUGUAGCUAUGCUGAAAAUCCCACCGAUAGUCAUUCUAAUUUUCAUGCAUUAACUGUGAUUCAAAUAUGUUUGCAGCAGAUAAAAACAUUGUUACAAGGUAAUACUGACGGCAGUGCAGAUAAUUACGACCCGAUUCCUGAGGAAAUGGGGGCAAGGAUAUUAAAGAUUGUGUGGAAUAACUUGGAAGAUCCUUUAAGUCAAACGGUUAAACAAGUUCAUCUUAUCUUUGAUCUCUAUCUAGACAUCCAGUCUAGCCUUCAGUGGGCAGAGGGUAGUGAAAACAUAAAGUUGUUCUUGAGGAAGAUUGCUUCUGAUCUCCUUUGUCUGGGGCCACGUUGCAAGGGUAGAUAUGUUCCUUUAGCCUCCCUUACCAGGCGGUUGGGGGCUAAGACUAUUCUUGGCAUGAACCCGGGCUUGCUGUUCGAGACAAUCAAGGCUUACAUUGAUGAUGAUGUGUGUUGUGCUGCUACUACAUUUCUCAAAUGUUUUCUUGAGUGUUUGAGAGAUGAAUAUUGGAGCAGUGAUGGUGUUGACAAUGGAUAUGCAAAAUACAGGGGUCAUUGCUUGCCACCAUUUUUACAUGGACUUGCUUUUGGACUUGCAAAGUUGCGUUCGAACUUAAAUACUUAUGCAUUGCCUGUUCUACUUGAGCUAGAUGUGGACUGUAUAUUCUCUAUGCUUGCAUCUAUCGGGAUUGGAUGGGAUGAGGACCCUUUAUUUACUUUUACAGAAAUCAGUUGUACAGAUAUGGUGCUGGGAGUUGAACAGCAAAGUGCUGUUUUGGUAUCAUUACUCAAGGUCUCUCGUGUACUUGCCUUGAUGGAAGGAGAUAUUGAUUGGUAUGAAAGUUCAUCGGUAUCUCCUGAAGGUACAGCACCGGAUUUGGAAAAUAGUAAUUUAGAUUGUGUUGUUGGUAUAAAGGGUAUUGAAGUGAAAGUUCCGGUCAAAUGGCUUAUAUUAGCUUUGAGCCACAUAGAUGAGUCGCUGCGCUUGGAUGCAGCAGAAACUCUAUUCUUAAACCCAAAGACAGCAAGUUUGCCGUCUUCUUUGGAACUUAGCCUGAUGAGAACAGCUGUACCCCUGAACAUGAGAUGUUGUUCUACUGCUUUUCAAAUGAAGUGGAACAGCUUGUUCAGGAAGUUCUUUUCUCGGGUUCGGACAGCAUUGGAGAGACAAAUUAAGCUGGGGACAUGGAAGCCUCUUGUUUCUGGAGAUGAAAAUGGAUUUUUCUUGUAUGAAGGAACUGAAAAAACUGUAAGACACAGGGCAGAGACUCUCUUUGAUUUUACCAAGUGGUUGAGUUGUUUCUUAUUUUUUUCCUGUUAUCCUUCUGCUCCGUAUGAGAGAAAGAUAAUGGCUAUGGAACUCAUAUUGAUAAUGUUAAAUAUUUGGCCGCUGGUGCCAACUUUGCCAGGAAAUGAGGAUGCUUUUGUUUCUGAAGCCAAUCUAUAUCCAUACAGUAAAAGUCUUACUUUACCUGAUUCAACAUUGUUGCUAGUUGGGUCAAUUAUUGAUAGUUGGGAUAGACUGCGAGAGAGUUCAUUUCGUAUUUUACUGUACUUUCCUACCCCACUUCCUGGGAUUUGUAGUCCAGACUUGGUCCGUGAAGCAAUUAUAUGGGCUAAAAAGUUAGUCUGCAGUCCACGUGUCCGAGAAACUGAUGCUGGAGCUCUGACUCUGCGGCUUCUUUUUAGGAAGUAUGUCAUGGAGCUAAGCUGGAUUGUUAGACCAUCAUGUAAUGGUGUCUCUUUUGAUUCAGAAUCUGAGCUGCCAAAUGGGGAGUAUCAAAGUUGCAGAUCCAGCCCUCCUGCAGUAACUUAUCUUAUAUCACUUAUUGAUUGGCUUCUUGCAGCUGUGGAAGAUGCUGAAAGAAAUCUUUCAGAAGCAUGCAAGAAUAGCUUUGUUCAUGGUAUAUUGCUCACCCUUCGUUACACAUUUGAGGAAAUGGAUUGGAAUUCGAAUGUGUUUUUGCAUAGUAUCGCUGAAAUGAAACGUGUAUUAGAAAGGCUCUUGGGGUUGGUCAUGCGAAUAACUUCCUUGGCCCUUUGGGUAGUCUCAGCUGAUGCAUGGUACUUACCUGAUGAUAUGGAAGAAAUGGUGGAUGACGAGGCAUUUCUUCUGGAGAUUCAGGAUGAGAUCGAGUCAUCUGGCCCGAAAUCACAGGAUGAGGUUAAAGUUACCAAAGUUGUGGAGGAGGUCAGGCCCUCCGAACAGGUUGUUAUGGUUGGUUGCUGGCUUGCAAUGAAAGAGGUGAGCCUUCUUCUGGGAACAAUAAUUAGGAAAGUUCCUUUACCUACUUCCGAUGAAAUGAGGGAGGUAAUGGGUAGUACUGCUGAUAAUUCUGUUGGAGCAUCUAACGCAAUGCUUGAUUUAAAACAACUUGAGACAAUUGGCAACCAUUUCUUAGAAGUCCUUCUCAAAAUGAAACAUAAUGGAGCAAUUGAUAAGACAAGGGCCGGGUUUACAGCACUGUGUAAUCGUUUGCUUUGUUCAAAUGAUCCAAGGCUAUGUAAAUUGACAGAGUCUUGGAUGGAGCAACUGAUGCAAAGAACUGUGGCCAAGGGACAGACAGUGGAUGACCUGUUAAGAAGAAGUGCAGGUAUACCUGCCGCAUUUAUUGCAUUUUUCCUCUCAGAACCUGAGGGAACACCAAAGAGACUACUUCCAAGGGCACUACGGUGGCUAAUAGAUAUAGCUAAAAAGUCUUUAACUGAUCAACCUCAUGCAAACAACUCCAAUAGUAACUUGUGCAGUGGGUUUUUAUCAAAUUUAAACCAGGAAACUGGAUGCACACCACCUCCUGGUAUGAAUGGGAAUAAAGAAAUAUCAAAGGUCCGAGAUGAGGGUGUUGUUCCAACUGUACAUGCUUUCAAUGUACUCAGGGCAGCUUUCAAUGAUACAAACCUAGCGACUGAUACCUCAGGCUUUUCUGCUGAGGCAUUGAUAAUCUCGAUACGAUCUUUCUCUUCGUCAUACUGGGAGGUCCGCAACAGUGCUUGUCUCGCAUAUACUGCUUUAGUACGGCGCAUGCUUGGAUUUCUGAAUAUUCAGAAAAGAGAAUCUGCAAGGCGAGCUCUAACUGGCCUUGAAUUUUUCCACAGGUACCCUUCUCUACACUCAUUCUUAUUCAAUGAACUGAAAGUGGCUACUGAAUUGCUUCUGGAUGGGUCAUCAGAACAGUUAGGAUCCAACCUGAAAAACAUUGUGCAUCCAAGCUUGUGUCCAAUGCUGAUACUUUUGUCUAGGCUUAAACCUUCACCAAUUUCAAGUGAAACUGGAGAUGCUUUUGACCCUUUUCUUUUUAUGCCAUUCAUCCGGAGGUGUUCUACUCAAAGCAACUUUCGCAUUCGUGUCCUUGCAUCAGGUGCUUUAACAGGUCUUGUGGCCAAUGAGAAACUGAAAGUUGUCAUCCUCAACAUUGCAUCAGAGCUACCUACUGAGAAAAGCAGCAUUGCUACUCCUGGUUCACCUAGUACCUUGGAUUCGACUAAUGAGACCUUUUGUUCAUUCAAUUCAAUUCACGGAAUGUUAUUACAGCUCAACUCUCUUGUUGAUAUCAACUGUAGAAACCUAGCCGAUUCCUCUAAAAAAGAUAAUAUUCUUCAUGAAUUGGUUCAAAUCCUAGCAAAACGCACAUGGAUUGGAAGACCACAACAGUGCACUUGCCCCAUCCUGAAUGGCUGCAUAUUAAAGGUGCUUGAUAACAUGCUAAGCAUUGCAAGAACCUGUGAAGCGAGCAGAAGUGCUUGUGACAUUUGGAACCUCCUCUGGGAGUUGUCAUCGGAAUGCUUAGAUUUAGAACCUGCUGAUGGCCCUAGGUAUUUUGAUCCAACUAUUCAGGAACUUCGAAAGCAAGCUGCAACCUCCUAUUUCAAUUGUGUUUUCCAAACAUCCAAAGAAGUUGUUGAAGAUGAUCUUCUGAUGAGAAGCAAUUUCCAUUCACCUGCUACUAGUUCGUUAAGAGUAGUGGGAGUGGAGGUUAUCUUUAGCGGAUUUCAGGAGAGGUUGAUCCGCUCCAUGUCAGAUACAUCAUAUGAAGUACGAAUUGCUACGUUGAAGUGGCUUCUUCUGUUCCUGAAGAGAAGGGAAUCAUUAGGUAAUAACAAUGCGGAUCAGUUUUAUUCUGAAGCUAUGAAAAUUUGCUCGACUAUUGUCGAUCUUCAAGAUACAGUUACUAAGCUUCUGGUUUCAGAAAAACAUCAUAAAUGCAUGCAUUACCUUCUAAAAAUUUUUUAUACUUGGAACUCUCUUGGAUAUCCAGACAACCAACUAGGGGUGGGACCAAGAUAUGUCUGUAAUAUGGACUGCCAUUCAAUAUUCCAGUUGUGGAACAUGUUGGUUUCUCUAUUCAAGAUCACAAGGCAUGCAAAGACACGACAAACACUCAUCUGCUGCUUGGGGAUAUGUGCCAAGCAAAUUUCCAACUUAUGUAUGAGGUUUUUGUCUUGUGAAGUAGAUAAGAUAAAAAUAGCUGAGCUUAUCCAAACUGAUCCAAGUAAAAUGUUCUCUGAUUUCUAUGAUUCAUUAAGUUAUUUUGUGGAUCUGAUAGAACAAAGCAGUGAUGCAUCGGAGCCUGUAAAUAUGAGGAAGGCAGCUGCGGAAUCAAUGAUAGCUUCUGGUCUGCUGGCUCAUGCUGAGGCCCUUGGUUCUUUGGUUUUCAGCUACCCAGUUUCAGAUGGGAGUCUAUGUUCUAAUUUUAAACCAGAAGAGGCUAUCAGAUUGUUUGCCCGUAAAGUACUGGACCUAUGGUUGACAUGCAUAAAGCUUCUGGAGGAUGAAGAUGUUGGGCUCAGGAAAAGGCUUGCUUUAGAUGUCCAGAUGUGUUUUACAUCCAGAGACCCCAGAAAACACUUUCCCGCUACAACGGCGUCCAGUCAAGUUGAGAAAGUGAUUGAACUAUGUUUUGAGCAUCUUUCGACAAUCUUUGGUCACUGGCUCGAUUAUUUGGAUUAUCUUUGCUGCUGGGUCCUGAAUGCUGCAAACAGUUCAAACUACACUGUGUCAGGAGGAGACCUUGUCAGGCGUGUUUUUGACAAGGAGAUUGAUAACCAUCAUGAAGAAAAGCUGUUAAUUUGUCAGAUUUGUUGUUCGCAUCUGGAAGGUAUUCUAAUUUCAAAAUCUUGGGCAGGUGAUUCAUGGAUCAACAGUGGGGUGAGGGAUCUUUUGCGUAAAUGGAGGACCAGAUUUUUGGAACAGAUGAUAGCAUUUACCAAUGACCAUAUGGGAAAAAGGGGAAGUAUUGAUUGGAUUGGUGGAGUUGGCAAUCACAAGGAUGCAUUUUUACCACUUUACUCAAAUCUCCUUGCAUUUUAUGUCUUGUCGAACUGCAUCUUAAAAGAAGAACAUGACAAUUGUGGGCACUUGCUCUCUGAAGUGUCUAGACUUGGAGAAGCUAUUAAUCCCUUUCUUGGCAAUUCGUUGAUCUCCAACCUGUUUUUGAUAGUUGUUAAUUCCCAUGAGAAAUAUUUGGGGGCAACUGCAGGCAAUUUGCCCCACAAGUGGAGUAUCAAUGAUUCCACGUGGGAUGAAUUCAACCCCUAUUUUCUACUUAGGUGAAUUUACAUGAUUUUUGUAACUCAUAUACUAGGUGCCUAAUGGGGAAAAUAGUUGUGAAAUCCCCAUGGGGUAUGUAUUCUAUCCUUAUACAUCUUUAGGUUUAGGGAAUAUGUGUUCUUCCCAUGCUCUUGCUUUGUGUGAGACAUCAUACAAGUAUUUGCUAUUCGUUUCUUGGAGCAUCAAUGCAUGGAUGGUGGAGGAUAGUCUCUAUAUAAUGAUGUCCCUGUCCCUUUUUAACUCCUCGUUCCAGCUUAGAUUUUCUUGUUCUGUCUUCUGAAGUUGUAACUCCAGAUUUUUAACUCUACUGAAGAGAGUAUUGGGAAAGGCAAGCAAAAUGAAUGCACGCCACUGAUGUUCCCUCUCUCUCUCUUUUUCUUUUUUUGGUGUUUAACUAGGUUCAAUUCGAGGUUUUCACAGUUAUUAAGCCACAGACCAGGUUGUGACUCUAUUAGUGCACUCCAGUAGCAUGCGUAGGCCUCAAGAUGCUGGAGAAAACCUGGAUUCAAGCUUGAGAAGACCAACAUUCGAGCAAUGGAUGGUUUUCAACAGGGAGAGAGGGAGGGCAUAGAGGAAAGCAAGAACUAUUGCCACUAGAAGGAGUUAUAAAGCUAUACUUUCUUGCAAUGUGUGGGACUUGGCCAAUGGACAAGCCAGCAUGUUUUAAUUGCCAAAUUCUUUGCAGCCC